UGGUGGUUGAACACGCUUUCCCGUUUGCAAUACCUACCGUGCCUUCCUUCUCAAUCCACAAAACUUGAAAGUUUUCCUUUCGUUGCGAGUUGCCUUUAACCGAGUCUCUCGUUUUUUUUAUUUCAGAUGCUUCGUGGAGAAACCGAGAGUAGCCAUAUUGCAAAUCAAGCUUCAGUAUGCGAUCAAUCCUCAUUCUUCUGGCGGUUCUCGCUACCGCCGUUCAUUCUCUCGCGCCCACAGACGAGAUUCAAGAUGCGGACCCAGCACAGUCUUCUUACCUUAGUAAUCACAAUAUGGAUCCGUCCAUUGUCGGAUCCUUGAGUUUUGGGAUUCUCUGGAAGAACCAGUAUGGGCUUAAAGAGAGAUGGUAUGCGAAGCCAUUAGUUUACACUCCACCUGGAGCUUCGCAGCUGGUAUUUCUUGCAUCUGCCAUGAAUGUUAUUCGAACUGUCGAUGCGGUAAAUGGCACUCUACUCAAUAGUCGGACGCUUCAACCACCUUUUCUUCAAAUUGACAUUGGCUGUACAGACAUUCCCGAUUACAUUGGUGUUAUUGUAUGUCGAAUCAUCCCCUUUUAUAUCUGAUAAUUCUGACUUGAUUUGAUAGGGCACCCCAAUUAUUGAUCCCAGCACUAGUACGGCAUACUUCUUUUCCAAAGGUUACAAGAAUGGAGCGUCAAAUGGUGGUCCUGUAAAUGGUUAGCCCAAGUAUACUACACCGAGGCCUAGUUUGCUGAUCGUCGGAUAGGUAUCUACAAAUUCUAUGCUGUAGAUGUGCAAACACUGAAAGACCGACCUGGAUUUCCCAUACUCAUCGAUGGGAAUUUUGCAGAUAACGAUCACGCAAGGUGAGAAUUUUGAGAAAAUCUUGAAUCGAGCCUAAUUCUUGUAGAUAUUUCAUUGGCGGUACCGUAUUGCAACGUACAUCAGUAACUAUGAUUGGAAAUGUUGUAAUCGGUGGUUUUGGCGGUCACUGCGAUCUGUUCAACUACACAGGAAUGCUGGUAGCCGUCAGUAAAUCGCCGGGAGUUGGUUUGUUUAUCUGACGAACUUUAUCGCUUCUCCUUCUAACACAAGUCCAGGAGUUACUUCACUUUAUGCCAUGGAAUCAAGUCCUGGUGCGCCACCAGUAGUCUCGGAUAUUACUGUACAGCAAGGUGGUAAAGCAGGUAUAUGGCAAGCUGGUCAAGGAUUCGCUACGGACGGGAAUAGGCUCUUUCUCGUUACUGGGUACUUCAUAAUAUGCCCAGUAUUUUGAAUUGCGCUGAUAUGAAAUAGGAAUGGUGAAGGACACAACAAUGGAGAUGUACCAGCAUCGGGACGAACACCAUUAUCGACCUUGGAUGAGGUUGUUGCCAGCUUUACUGUAUCUGACGCUGGAAAGCUUUCUCUUUCGGACUAUUUUGAACCAUAUGAAUAUCUUUCCAUGGACGCUGGUGAUCGAGAUCUUGGAUCUGGUGGGGUCACAUUACUAGAUCCGGAUGUUUUCAAAGGUGCUGGAGUCUCCAGAAUUGGUAUAGCGUUGGGAAAGAAUGGCAAAGCUUAGUGAGUUUAUGUGGACUCAAAGCAUUUUCUAGCUGACGUUUGAAGCAUCAUGAAUGCGAACAACCUCGGAGGCUUCAAACAAGGACCUGGAGGCAAGUUUUUCACUUACCCGCCAGAAGCUUGCUAAGGUGAAAUAGGGACUGACAAUAUCAUCCAAACAAUCAUUACACAAGGAAGCAUCUUCGCAGGUGCUGGAUCAUAUCCACUUGAGGGCGGUUACAUUUAGUAAGCGAGAGUUGCUUUGAAUUUUGAGUCUAGGCUAACUCAAGUAGCUUUACUCCAGUUGGUGUGCUAAGACUCCUACGAAGUGUGUAGUUGAAUUGCUGAUUUGCUAGGUUAUCCGACCGUGUGCUACAAAAUUGGCCACGAUUCCCAAGGUGCACCUCUCUUCACUCUUGUAGGUCAGACGGCAGUAGCCGGUGCUGGGCGUGUCGGAAUCGGUAAUUUCCCUUCUGAUUGGUUGUGAAUUGACGGCUGAUGAUUCAAGGUACUCCAACAAUCACUACAAACAAUAACAAGCCAGGGACUGGAAUAUUGUGGAUUACAGAUCCAAAUGCCGGUGUUCGAGCUUUUCAUGCAGUGCCUGGUAUGGAUCAACUUAAUCGAAUAAAAUGAAUUCCCUUUACUAACAUAAUUCAGUCAAUGGAGUGCUCACUCAAAUUCCGAUUACACCCACGGGAGGUCUGAACAAAUUCCUACGACCAGCAUUUGGGGACGGGAGACUGUAUGUUUCAGACAGCAAUGGUAAUGUUAUUUGCCUCGGAUCACCUGUAGCGCUUCCACUUAAAUGUUCUUCACCUAUUGACUUUGGCAAUACUCCAAUCGGAAGUACAAACACGAAGACCAUUAACUGCACAGCCCUGAUCGGAAUCAAUUCAAUUAAUGGCUGCGUGACAGGAGAUAAAACCUGGCAAUGUUCGAACAGCACUCUUCCAAAAGGUCCCCUAACCCAAGGAGCACAGUUUUCUUUUCCGGUAACGUGGAAUCUCACGCAAGCUUCGAUAAACGACGCUCAAAAUGCAUCUUUCGGUAAAAUUCUUCCAGGAGUUUUCAGUACAAGUCUUAACAUUUAUACCUCAAAUGCUGUGCUAAAAUAUAGCGAGAUACUUCCGAUCUCACUAAGUGGUACGACUGUAUCGAAAUCUGCGUUUCUUACAGUCGCACCUCCUGAGGUAGACUUUGGAGGUAUUGUCAUAGGUUCUGAUGGUGCAAAGACUGGGUCAUCUGCAGCUGUUAUUGUUUCCAAUGUUGGCACAGAAACUUUGACAUUCUUGGGACUCGCAUGGACGAAGAGCGUUGACUCUGGAGAUGGACCCGUAAAAUAUACAAACAUCACAGAUGGAAAUCUUGGAAGUGGUUUUAGCUCCACAAGUCUUCCAAAAGUCGGCCAAACGCUUACCACUGGUCAAUCACUAACAAUUCCUCUCAAGUUUCUGGCUACCGUGACAGGGGCCUAUAGUACAUUCUUACAAAUCUGGAGUACAGGUGGAACCGAAUAUAUCCUUCUCACCGGUUCUGCUUCCACAGCAGCUAUUGCUAACAUAUCUGUUUCGACCGUUGAAGGCGGAUGGGAUUAUUCGAACCCUGUCGUGAUGAACUUUGGAAUUGUUCGCGCUGGUUCUACUCAAUCUAGAUCCAUCCGAAUCUGUAAUUCUGGAGGCACCGCGUUGCACAUUACAAAAAGCAAACCACCGAUUGAUACGGAACUUUUCGCACCCAAUUCCGCUGUUGACUUGCAUGAAGCUCAAUCUAUUGAUGUCAACUCAUGCGCUUUGGGUCAGGUUUCCAUUUCAGCUGCUCCUCUUGGAGUCAAUCGACUUGACCAUAAAGUCUCGGAUGUGUGGAUUUUGAACACUGAGUAGGUAUCGUCGCUCCAGGAAAGGAGGAUAGACUAAGAAUUAAUAGUGAUUUGAAUUUCGGCGUUCACGAUGUCCAAAUAUCAGCAAAUAUUGUGACAAAUCAGACGGGACCGCUGUUACAAAAUGGAUCUGCUCAAUACUUAUAUCUAGGAUGUUAUAACGAUGGAAAUGGAAGGCAAUUACAGAAGCAGUUCAGUUCUCCUGACAACGAAAACGGACAAUGCCAGACAACAUGCUUCAAAGCUGGUUAUAUGUUUGCUGGUACUGAAUAUCGUAAGUUGAACUGCUUACACAGAGAAAAUCGACAUUGCUGAUAUUGGUAGAUACCGAGUGCUGGGUUUGUUGAUUCCCCGCUGCUGAAAUCAUUGUCUGACAAAGAGGUAGUGUGGAAAUAAAGCUCCAAUAGCUCUUAGAUAGUAAGUAUUGCCUUUGGCAUUCAUAGGACAGUACUGAUUGAGAAAGUACCCCCGAAUCUGCAAAAGAAUGUUCUUUCAGUUGUCCUGGAAAUACAGCACAGGCUUGUGGUGGUGCUGGCUCUUUUGCAUCCAUUUAUUAUGAUCGAACGAAAUACACUCCAGGCCCGGAUUCUAUUCCCAUAGGAGCUCAACUCCCUGCAAGCUCGCUGGUAGUUUCACAACCAGGAGAAAGCUCAACUUCAUCAUCUAAUUCUGAUACGACUUCUUUGAUAUCAGCGCCCGCUUCACAGACUGCUGACAGCACGUUGACUUCACCUGAGUCUGCCACGACUACUUCGAUAUCUGUGUCAAUUUCACAAACUGAAGCUACGUCAAUUUCUGAGCCAGUCACACUUUCUUCGAUAUCAAUAUCAGCUUCCGAAACUGUUGGAAGCACAUCAACUGCAUCCAAUCCUAUCACAGCUGCGUCUUCAUUAUCUUUAUCGGUUCCACAGACGAUUGAAAGUCCAUCAACAUUCGAAUCAUCUGUAGCGUUGUCGAGUCCCAUAUCAACUGCUUUGCCAAGCUCAGGGUCCGGCAGUACAUCUAAUAGCCAGCAACUGACUACUUUAAGUCCAAUUUCCGGCACCUCGACUCUCAUAUUCUCUAGUGUCACAUCAGCUACAUUGGCUCCGUCGAGUGUGCCAAGUAUUGGGGCUUUCAAAUUCGCUGGCUGUUACACGGAAGCUACCACAGGUCGAGCAUUAAGCGAGAAAAACCAAUCCAAUGAGCACAUGACUAUUGAAGCUUGCGCGAGUUUCUGUCAAGGGUACACCAUGUUUGGGUUGGAAUAUGGCAAAGAGUGUAAGGCUUUCAGGACCGGUAAAAAGAUAUCACUGACAACCAUAGGUUAUUGUGGGAACAAACUUAAUGCCGGUAGCAUCUCCGCUCCUGAGAGUAGUUGCUCCUUGGCAUGUAAAGCAAAUACCCUUCAAUACGUAAGUGUCAUCUAUGAUAUUUCUUCUUAUGCUAAUUUGAUUGCAGUGUGGGGGAUUUUCGAGACUGUCUUUAUAUAGCAAUGUCAACGGAGGGCCUGAACUCAGUUCAUCAAAUGCAAUCUCUUCAACGAUAGGUCAAAUUAUCACAUCAACAACCACCUCUAAUUCACUUACUACGGCAAACACCCUCUUGACAUCUACGACCUCCCUCCUCAGCAAACCAACAACAACAACCCUCAUCCAAGGCUUCACUCCCCUAGGCUGCUUCUCCGACCCAGCCGGAGGCCCCUUCACAGGGCACAACAUGCCCAAACUCUUCAGCAACGACAGCAUGACACCCUCUCUCUGUAUCUCCUCCGCGCUCGCACGUCUCUCUGCUACACCAGCCACUACCUACGCCUACGUCGCACUGGAAUACGGGCGAGAAUGUUAUGCUCAUACCGCGGCUCCCUCCCCACAGCCUACGAACUUGGUGGGUAGCAAGGCUUGUACCUUUCCGUGCAAGGGAAACUUGGGCGGUGAGAAGGAGAAGGAAAAGGAGAAGUGUGGAGCGAGGAAUAUGUAUAAUUUGUGGGUGGCUACUAGUGUUGGGGAGGUGGCGUGGACGAAGACGGGGGGUGUGAGUACGACUGGUACGAGUGUUUGAGGAUUGAUGGGGUGAGUUGACUUUGAUUUUGGAAGAUUUUUGGGGGAAAUAUGGGAUUUAGUGCGUAUAUCUUGGGAUGGGUGUUGUUUGCAAGUGAGGAAAUGGUUAGGUAAUGUAGGAGGAGAUGGGAUGACGUUGCAAAAGAAACACGGAUUUUGGGGAGUAUUUAAUGGCUGAGAAGUAUACAUAGGUAGAUAUUGAAGGCUCUCUGCAUGAGU
Messenger RNA from Hymenoscyphus albidus, 5660 nucleotides. The record is from the annotation of a GenBank genome assembly. NCBI's taxonomy places the organism in Eukaryota, Fungi, Ascomycota, Leotiomycetes, Helotiales, Helotiaceae.